This is a messenger RNA of Seminavis robusta, 1511 nucleotides long. NCBI's taxonomy places the organism in Eukaryota, Bacillariophyta, Bacillariophyceae, Naviculales, Naviculaceae. The record is from the annotation of a GenBank genome assembly.
GAAGCCGGCAGAUCCGUUUGCCUCAUUUUUGUUCCAAAGAUCCUUUCUCGACUUGGAUCUGUUCUUCGACUUCCUCAUAUGUCAUAGAUUUUGGGUCCUUCAGCCAUCAACUACGUACCAAAGAGGUAAACCAUGAUAUCUAUUAACCCAUCACCAUUGUGGUCGUCGUCAAGAAGAAGCCUACCAGUAUGGGCUCUUCUGGUGAGUGCUUUCCUUUCUCGUGGAUCAGUCCAUGCUUUUUCGGGGUUUCAUGCAGUGUCCAAGAGCCAUCUGCCGCCACUGUUGGCUACCCGAGAUGUCGAAACAUCCUCCUCGACAAGAAUAGCUAGAACCAUCACCAAUUCCAAGGACGAUCCAUUGGAAGCGUUGUGGGAAGGCGUAGAGGCUGUUGUACAGCCGCUGUCCUUGCUGAUACCGGUAUCCUUUUCCCUCUUACUGGCUGUGGCUUUGAUUGGAUGGGAAGAUUAUGGAGCGUGCAAUCUAUGGCCAUCCAGGCACAUGCUAGUCAUCACUACCAGCAACAACAACAACAACAAUCCAGUAUCCAACGACGAAAAUCAUUAUUUUGGAAGAAGGACGGUUCAUGGUAUGGCAUUUGGAGAGAUAGAGCGACUGAGGAUUCUGGAACAACAAGACAACGAAAGGUCGUCUCUGGUUCCCGAAAUACGGGCCUACAAUGAAGUCAUGCUGGAGCAUCGUCAGGAACGAGUACCACGGUGGAAAAAACAGCAACUCGACUCCUCAAAAAUAAUGGCAAGAAGUAGCCAACAAGCCGUGGAAGCAGCGGUGACGGACAUGCAAGGCAUUUUACUCCAAGUGCUGCAACUGAAAACUAUGGCAAACGACUAUCAAUGGGAACAAAUGCAUGUCACCAUUCAACACUCCAUGACACCCAAAUUGGAACCAUCCGCUGCUGUACUCCGUCGAUCUAUUCUGGGAGCCGCCCCACCCAAUUCCCUCAACAACGUUGACGACAUUGGUUUUGAUUGGGGGUCCUGUGCGUGGCGGCAUUGUGGAGCUUUAGCGGAUGCUCAAGAAGCACUCGAUGAACUCGAUCAUUUGCUAGGCGUGCUGGAACCACCGGAAUGCCUCUUUUGCUUGGACGUGCUCGAACGCAGCAUCCGAGAUAUGUUGACGCUAGUGCCCCAUGGCAUGGACGGAAUGCCCGUCUAUCAACCGUAUCAAUCGCUUCACGCCGGCUCGGAAGACGACGAGACGGAUGUCUUUGAUCAAGAGUAUAUGAAAAUGUUGGAGCAACUGCGAGGUAGUAGCAGUCAGAAUGAUGAUGGUGGUGAAUGAUGAAGACUGAGAAAGCAACGUCUGAUAAUCAUUCGAUUGGUUCCAAACAAACAAAACAGACUGCGGUAGGAGCAAUUGUCUUUGCGGGGAGCUGCUUCGUUUUCCUUUUCUGCCAAGAUACCAAAAGUUUCAGUUUCACACAAUGAUUAGUAACUUUAAAAUAUCUAAUGAGCUACUGCGCCGAAGGCUGAUUGCUUUUGUUUCACUCCUUC